CUCUGGCCUCUUUACUCAUGGCUUCUCCCAGCAAGGCAGUGAUUGUUCCCGGGAACGGAGGCGGGGAUGUGGCCACGCACGGCUGGUAUGGCUGGGUGAAAAAGGAGCUGGGGCAGAUACCUGGUUUCCAGUGUUUGGCUAAAAACAUGCCUGACCCAAUUACAGCUCGAGAGAGCAUCUGGCUGCCCUUCAUGGAGACGGAGCUGCACUGUGAUGAAAAGACCAUCAUCAUAGGCCACAGUUCCGGGGCCAUCGCAGCCAUGAGGUAUGCAGAAACACAUAGAGUAUAUGCUAUUAUAUUAGUGUCUGCAUAUACAUCAGACUUGGGGGAUGAAAAUGAGCGUGCAAGUGGAUACUUCAGCCGCCCCUGGCAGUGGGAGAAGAUAAAGGCCAAUUGCUGUCACAUUGUGCAAUUUGGUUCCACUGACGACCCUUUCCUUCCCUGGAAGGAACAACAAGAAGUGGCUGAUAGGUUGGAAGCCAAAUUGUACAAAUUCAAUGACCGUGGCCACUUUCAGAACACAGAGUUUCACGAACUGAUUAGCGUGGUAAAGUCUAUGCUGAAAGUACUAGUGUAGACAGGAUGAUUCCUGCUGUUUUGCAUCCCAGUAUAGGGGCAGAGUAAUAUUAUCUAUUAUCAGACAAUUACUAGACAUAUAAAACAUCCAGUUAAGUUCCAAAUUGUCUGAAAAACAAACACAAGUUUCAACAUUCAAACUAAGUUUUACAAAUAGCAUUUCCAUUUUCCAAAGAAUCUAAAUCUCUCCAUAUUGCUAUGAAGUACAGCAGUAUUCUUCUCAUUUGAUAAGGGACAUAAGGACAGCUUAAUCACCCUUAUUUAUCCAAAACAAUUAAGUCAGAAAUGGAACCCAGGUUUCCUGAUUCCCAGUCCAGAUUAAAACUAAAUAGGCUUUCAUGUAUGUUGUAGGAGUUAUACUCUUUUCCUCUUGAAAUAAAAUUUUCUAUUUUACUGGGGAAAGAAAACAUGACUAAAGGUCCAGAGUAUUGGCUUAGAGCUCAAAACACUAGCUGGCCCAGCAUAUUAAACCCAGACUAGGGCCUUCCACCUUUGAUACCUUGCUCCCCAGUCCUUCAAACAUGUUGAGAGAGAAUGAUACAUAAGUAUGCUAAGUUACUGGUGUGCCAGGGUCAGGCAGGGAACAGAAGCACAGUGACUAGAUUUGUGUAAGACAAGAGUGGUGGGGAUCAGGCCAUAUAGAGAGCUCAUGCCCUGUCUAAAUUGUUGCCAUGUGGAAAUGUGGCAAGGUGUCAAUUUUCUGAUACUUCAAGGGAAAAAUCUACAUAUAGUGGUUUUUAAAUUCAGGGUAUAUGUAUGUAUAUACAGUCCAUAUAUAUAUAUGAAUUAUGUCCAGUCCAUAUAGGUAUGGAUUAUGUUAGUUGGCAACAACAGUGUAAAUCAAAAAAUUUACAAGCACUGCAAGACAGACAAAAGUCCAAGCCAUCCACUUGUGACCUCAUCCACAGGCAUUAACUUAGCCUGCUACUUUUAUACAAUUCUCUAUAAAGCCCAAGAAAAGCUUGAGAUAACCAAAAUGAACAUGUCAAAGGAUGAAAUCAUGGGAACAAUUUGGAUUUUGUUAGAAACUCUUAAAUAUUUUAAAAAAUAACCUUUCCAUACUUCAAAUUUUGUUUUGUGGAGUUCAACCUUUUAACUUCCAGUGUCCUUAGGAUCUCUUUCAAGCAUCAUUCCAAGAUUUUUCUUCUGAUCAAACUCCCUCAAAAAAACCCUUUUUCAUUUCCCAACACUUUUUAGUUAUUAUGAUCCCUAAGUAUUGGCUCAAACAGUUUCCAGGGAAUUCACACUUGAUGUUGCAGAACUGAAUUUGCUGCAGAAAUGUGAUUUCCCACAUUGUUUAUGCCUAAAGGGGAUUCAAAGCCAUCAUUGUAACCUGACAAGUCUUUUAGUUUCUAAGUGUGCUUAGACAAAAAAGUCAGGAAAGAUUCACUAAACUUUUAAUAGCAAUUAUCUUUGGGGAAUAGGAAUUUUGGUAGUUACAGUUGUGGUAGACGUCCCCAUUGUGUUUUAUAUAUCCACCUGGGGAUUAUUUGAAUUUGUUACAUGGAAUGUGUAUUACUUCUCUAAUUAAAAAUAAGACUUAAAACAACUUAUUUGACAAGUUAGUAAAAACCAACCUUUGACCUUGGUGUUAUUAACACCACACUCUAACCAAGAAAAAGCAAAUUAGAUAAAUCAGUUGAAUAGUAAUGUUCUUAAAGAGGCUGUUUAGCACUGAUUUGACCAAACCUAUAAUCAAAGUUGGAUUCUACUUGAAUUAUUUAGAAUUAGUAACUGCAUUACUUUGUUUCCUGAAGUUCUUUCUUUAAAAAAAAUACAAACUUAUACAAAUAACAGCUGUUCACAAUACUUUGUUGUCCUCUUUCUCCAUAGGAAAAAAAAACAAAAAACCCAAAUAUAUGCAACUGAGAAUAAUUAA
This is a messenger RNA of Galeopterus variegatus (Sunda flying lemur), 2456 nucleotides long. RefSeq names its product retinoblastoma binding protein 9 (gene RBBP9). NCBI's taxonomy places the organism in Eukaryota, Metazoa, Chordata, Mammalia, Dermoptera, Cynocephalidae. The transcript is spliced from 5 exons. Bases 18 to 578 code for a protein of 186 amino acids. Gene Ontology annotation, molecular function: hydrolase activity. The record is from RefSeq and is a predicted model, not a curated record.